AUGUGUCAGUUGGCUCACGAGGGCCACCCUGGUCAAUCCAUGAUGAAGCGAAGGUUACGUGAUCGUUGCUGGUGGCCUGGUAUUGAUCAGGAUGCCGUUAAAGUUUGUGAGAAUUGCGAGGGUUGCAGGCUUGUUCAAAUUCCCGACCCUCCAGAACCAAUGUCGCGUCGCCAAUUGCCGGAUAAACCUUGGGUGGAUAUUGCAAUCGACUUCUUGGGUCCCAUGCCAACCGGCGAAUACGUGCUGGUAGUAAUAGAUUAUUAUAGCCGCUUCAUGGAAUUGGAAAUUAUGACCAAGAUCACUGCCUUUGAAACCAUCAAACGGCUCAACCGAAUUUUCCGAACCUGGGGACCUCCAAGGACGAUUACAUUAGAUAAUGCAAAACAGUUCGUUUCGACCGAGUUUGAAGAAUUCUGCAAAAAUAAUGGAGUCCAUUUGAAUCAUACUUCACCGUACUGGCCACAAGCCAACGGUGAAGUAGAGCGGCAAAAUAGAUCAUUGUUAAAACGAAUGAGAAUUUCUCACGCGUUGUACGAUGAUUGGAAAGCAGAACUUCAUCAAUAUCUGCAGCUCUACAACAAUACUCCACACUCGGUUACAGGAGUCUCACCGAACGAACUAUUGCAGAACCGGAAAGUUCGGACGACGACCUGGAAACGAUACCACCUAGCACUGACUUGGAGCGCAAGACGUUCGGAAAAGAGCGGGAAGAUGCCAAACGUAGAGCGAGGACCAGUGAAAUCGUCGUUGGUGACACCGUGUUAA
Molecule: messenger RNA, 765 nt
Organism: Aedes albopictus (Asian tiger mosquito)
Lineage: Eukaryota; Metazoa; Arthropoda; Insecta; Diptera; Culicidae
Exons: 1
Coding region: 1-765 (254 amino acids)
Biological process (GO): DNA integration
Molecular function (GO): nucleic acid binding
Source: RefSeq, a predicted model, not a curated record